This is a messenger RNA of Cylicostephanus goldi, 270 nucleotides long. The record is from the annotation of a GenBank genome assembly. Lineage: Eukaryota; Metazoa; Nematoda; Chromadorea; Rhabditida; Strongylidae.
GUCAUCUCAGUCAUCAAUAAGAUCAAUGAGCGGAGAGACUCACAAAUGACAACUCCACGAGUCUUGUCCGAAACUCCUAACCAUAAUGGGGUCAAAGAGGAUAAAUUCUUCACUCCAAGAGAAAUGUUCUUCCGCGACCUGAGUGGUUCAGCCAGUAACGGCAAUGACUCUGCACCUAGCGCUCAUCGUAGGAGUACUGUUGGAGAGGAAUUCUCAACGCCACUAGCUGCACCACCAGAGGCUUGGGAUAUCAGGAAGGUACUAAUUUGA